Biomphalaria glabrata is the source of this 1733-nucleotide messenger RNA. RefSeq names its product mitochondrial enolase superfamily member 1-like. The record is from RefSeq and is a predicted model, not a curated record. Bases 154 to 1476 code for a protein of 440 amino acids. The transcript is spliced from 18 exons. Gene Ontology annotation, molecular function: L-fuconate dehydratase activity; magnesium ion binding. Gene Ontology annotation, biological process: amino acid catabolic process; carbohydrate catabolic process. NCBI's taxonomy places the organism in Eukaryota, Metazoa, Mollusca, Gastropoda, Planorbidae.
GACCUCAUUUAGAUAAACAAAAGCUCUACUUAUUUUGCAAGCUCACGAUUGGCGUGAUUGCAGUUUCAUUUCUAUUUUCAUUAAGACUAGGUCAUUUCAAGUCAAGUGCAAGACGAUCCUACUGGAUCUAGAUCUGUAACUGUAGAAGCUGCCAUGACGGACAUAAUCAUAUCACUGACUGUGGAGGAUAUUCGCUUCCCAACUUCAUUGGAGAAAGAUGGCUCAGAUGCAAUGAAUAAAGCACCAGACUACUCCUGUCCUUAUGUGUCAAUAUCAACACAAUCUGGCAUUAGCGGCAAUGGGAUUACAUUCACUGUAGGAAGAGGCAACAAUAUUGUCUGUGAAGCAAUAAAGUUGUUAAGUCAUCUUGUAGUUGGUCAAGAUUUCAACUCUAUAGUCAAAGACUUUGGCACCUUCUGGCGAACUCUAACUAGUGAAGAUCAAAUAAGAUGGUUAGGUCCAGAGAAAGGAGUUAUGCACCUUGCAGUAGCUGCUAUCACUAAUGCAAUCUGGGAUAUGUGGGCCAAGAGGGAAAGCAAGCCAUUGUGGAAGCUACUUGUAGAUUUGGAACCUGAACAGCUGGUAUCUACAAUAGAUUUUCGCUACAUAACAGAUUCACUGACAAAAGAAGAAGCUAUUUCCAUACUUACAGAAAUGAAAUCUGGAAAAGCUGGAAGAGAAGAAGAGAUGAAAUUAGCUGGGUACCCAGCCUAUACAACAUCCUGUGCAUGGCUAGGUUACAGUGAUGAUAAAAUUGAAAGGCUGUGUAAAGAAGCUCAGGCACAAGGCUUUACAAGGUUCAAAAUGAAAGUUGGCUCUGACCUGGAAGAUGAUAAAAGAAGAGCAAAAAUAUUGCGCCAGACAAUGGGUCCUGAUAACUUGUUGAUGGUGGAUGCUAAUCAGAAAUGGGAGGUGCAGGAAGCUAUUGAUUGGAUGCGAGAAUUGGUUCAUUUUAACAUCACUUGGAUUGAGGAGCCCACAUCACCUGAUGAUGUGUUAGGCCAUGCAGAAAUAGCCAAGGCAUUAAAGCCAUUGGGUAUUGGUGUAGCCACAGGAGAACAGUGCCAGAACAGAGUGAUGUUUAAACAGUUCCUCAAAGCUGGCGCCAUGCAGUUUUGUCAGAUUGACAGCUGCCGACUUGGAGGUGUCAGUGAAAACAUUGCUGUGAUUUUACUGGCUAAAAAAUAUGGAGUUCCAGUGUGUCCCCAUGCUGGAGGUGUAGGUCUGUGUGAAUAUGUCCAACAUUUAUCUAUCUUUGACUACAUCUGUGUAUCUGGAUCUUUAGAGAAAAGAAUGAUUGAAUAUACAGAUCACUUGCAUGAACAUUUUGAGACUCCCUGUAAAAUCAGAGAUGGCUGUUAUAUUGCUCCAGAGACUAACAUUACCAGAGAUCAAUUGAUGGUCCAUCUUUGUAUCUGUUUUAAAAAGCUUAUAUCAACUCACUCAAUCUGGUCCCUGGGUACAGUAUUGACAUGAAGCAAGACUCUAGGGCAGCCUUCUGUUGGCCAGAUGGUCAUGUGUGGAGAGACCUCAUUCAGAAAGGCCUGUACAAGGAGUAAAUCACUACAUACUGUAAGAGAUGGAAACUCUAUAAAGCAGAAACACUGAUACUGUAUAGGAAGAAAUAAUUCACAUUGACUUUUUGUAUGAAAUAGUCAGAUUUUGUAAUAAUUCUACAUUUAAGAUUUUUUUUUAUUUCUCGAUUCUAAAUUUUUUUUUUUUUUUUUUUUUUU